AUGCCGCAGCUCUGCACCCACAGCCCCCCGCGUACAGUGGCCCGCAGCCGCCCACAGGAGCCCCGCUUCUGUAAACAGAAGGAGGUGGAAGAGCAGCUCCCCCAGCAAGGCACCGGCACCGGCUGCGGCGGGAAGCCUCCCCCCCGAACUGCUGCCACCGCCGUCUUCCCCCUCGGAGGCCGGAGCCUGGAGGCAGCGGUGCGGCCUGGCCCCGGGCCCUGCCGGCCCCGCCGCUCUCCGGGGAGCUGGCGCUGGCGCGGCUGCAGGACCGGCACUGGCACCAUCGCCUGGGAAGAGCUGUACGACCCGCCGGGAGCCCCCCGCGCACCGCCUCCAGUUCAACGGGCACCGCCAGCCCCGCAGCCUGCUCGCCGCUUGUCCCGUUACUCCGCGCCCCGGGGCCGGCAGGGGCCGCUGCCGACCGCUCCGGGACCGCCUCCGCCGCGGGGUGGGGGGGGGGGCGCGGGGUGUGCCGUCCCGCUCCGGAGCUCGGCACCCUCUGCGGCGGCGGGACCGGCGGCGGCUUCGGGUUACAACCCCGAGCCGAGGCCUGCGAGAGUCAGCCCCGCCACGCCAGGAGCCUCCAGCCCCGGCGGCAGGAGCGGCGUGAGUGGGCUGGGGCAGGGGCUGAGGCUGAGGCUGGGGCACAGCUCCAUCUCAGCGGUCCGUGGGACAGGACGUCUUUGGGGCUGCCUCUGUUGGAGGAAGGUUGGGAGCCACAGAAGGUGUGAGAGUGGCAGGGGCUGGCGCCAGGCUACGUGGACAGCCCUGCGGCAGCUGCCAGCGCAGGCCCUGUGGGGCCUCGUCCAUCUAUCCCUCUCCCUCACUCCCACUGGCCACAGGACGCAGGAAUGGCUGCUUCCCUUCCUAGCUUUGGGAUGCUGCUCCUGCUGUUGCUGCGGGACCCCAGCUCCGGAUCUGCCUCGGGGGGGGAGCGGCGCCGCGGCCCGACGCCUCGCGCCCGUCCUCCAGCCCCGGGCCGCACCGCGACCGAGCGCCGCCGUCCCGCCCGUCCCACGAGCCGGAGCCCGGCGGCGCGGGGGGACGCCGGCCCCCGGGCAGAGCCCGCCGGAGGCCGCGGAGGCCCCGCCGGCGAGCGGGGCCGCCUCGACCCCGCGGGGGGGCGGUGGGGGCGCGGACGAGCUCUCCGGCCUCCCGCCCGGCCCGGGGCUGGCGGCUGAGCCGCGGGGGCCGGUGCGGCUGCUGCUCCCCGCCGCGGAGCCGCCGGCGCCGGGCCGCGCUCCUCGGCCUCCCCCGCGGGCUGCGGGGCAGCACCCGGCGGGGGCCGCCCUCCGCGCCCCGCCCGCGCCGGCAGCUGCCCGGCGGGCCGGGCCGGGCCGGAGGAGCGGGACGCGGGCCCUGGGCCGUGCGGGCCCCUCCGGAGCAGCGCGCCGGGGCUGCGGGACGCCUGAUGCGGGCGGCGGCACGGGAGCUGGGGGCCCCGCGCACCGACAAGCGACGGGCGCUGCGCAGGUGAGCCGGCGCCGCCGGCCCCCGCCGCACCGGUGCCCGGUGCCCCGCCGCCGCCUGACGGCCGCGCUCGCCCGCAGGGACGCUGCCGCAGCUGCUGCUCUGGUGAGUCGGGCCGCCGCACGGCCCCGCCGCUGCCGGGGAGCCCGGUCCCCGCCCCGCUGCGGCCGCCCGAGGCUCGGCGGGGUGGGCUGCGGGCCGGCGCCGGAGGAGCCCGCCGCGGGGCACGGACAGGGGAGCGCGGCUGCUGCGCCGGGGCGGCUCCGGACCUGUGCCCCGGCCGGCCCGGCAGCACGGCGGGAGCCGCCGCUCCCGGGGGCGGGGCGGGCCGGGCCAGGCCAGGCCAUGAACCGUGCUGGGUGCCCCGGCGGGACGGGCAGCGCGGGCACCUGGCCCGCAGACAAGGGGUUCCUCCGGGGCGGGCAGGGCUGCAGUGGGCAACUCUGUUGGAGAGCGGUGCUGGGGCUGCCCCGGCUGGCGCGGUUACUGAUCCGGUCUCUGCCCUCCAGGGGCUUCCACCACAACCUCAGCUGGGACGCCCGGGGCCUGGGCUUCGCGGCCGGGGUGCUCCCUGCUCCGCCGCCCCUCCCCAGCUGCCUCCAGCCUGUCCCCCGGGCAGCAGCUUCCGUGCCCCAGGGCCAGCCCUCGCUCCUGCCCCCUGUUCUGGAGGCUGUGUGCAAUGACAGCGUCCCUGGGCUGCCGGGCGUCUCCAACUUCACGGUCUACCUCUACUGCAACCUCUUCAACAGCUCCCGGGGCUCCGGCCAGCGCCCGCGGGAACUGGGGGCUGCCUGCUCCAAUGCAGCCUGGUACCUCUCUGCGGGUGAGGGAGGCUCAGCAUGGGCCCGGGCCUGCCGGGAGCGCUACCCUGCCCAGUUCAACAGCACUGUCUGCAGCAACACCUCCUUGAGGGAGACCCCUGGGCCCCAGCAGGUCCUGCUGGAGCAGCUCUGUGCCGACCUGGCCCGGGGCCUGGCAGGGGCCCGGCCCCCCAGCCGCAGCGCCUGCCCGCUGGGCGCGCGCUGGGAGGACGCCUGGAGCUGCUUCCUGGGAAGCCGCGUGCUCUGGGGCGCCCGGCUCUGCGGCAGCGGGAGCCGCGAGUUGCUGCCCACUGACCUCCGGGCCUGGAUCUCCCAGCUGUGCGGCGGUCCCCAGCCCCAGGCACAGAUGCCCAGUGCCUCAGAGCCUGGGGGCACAGACCCCUGCUCCUUCAGGGCCCAGAGCCUGUGGGCACGGGGGAACACUGGCCUCUUGGAGCUGUGCAGGACUGUGCCUCCCAGCUGCUUCCAGGAGCUGGUGUGCACCAAUGCUUCCCUCCUGCAGCUGCUGGGGCAUCCCCAGCCUGUGGUCGGGGUGCACUGCGAGGGCGCCCUGCCCGGGGGACACUGCCUGCUGAAGCAGCUCCUGGCGCUCCUGCCCCUGCACCCUAGGCUGGACGCUGCAGAGCUCUGCCCAGACCCGGCCGCCUACCUGCUGGGUCUGGCCUCGCAGCUCCCACAGUGCCAGGAGGAGGCUCCAGGCUGGGCCCCCCACGUGAACUACCUCCUGCGCCUGCUUGACCGGAGCCUGGCCCUCUCCAGACGAGAGGAGGCUGGGCAGUUGGCUGGGGAGCAGCUGAGCGAUGCCAUCCUCCUCUCCAGUCUCCUGGACAACACCUCCUUCUGGGGUUUGCUCAGGGUGAACGCAUCUAGAGGCAUCCUGCGAGCUGUGGGCCAGUACCUGGGGUGGGAGCACAGGGCGUCGGCCAAGAGGGAGCUGCUGAGCUGCUUUAGUGCUGUGCUCUGGGACCUGCUCCAGGACAGCGAGGGUGCUCCCGCCUUGGACAUCCUGGCGCAGGAGUAUCUGCAGAUGCCAGAGGAGAGCUUCCAGGGACUGCUGCUCUCGGCGGGGCCCGAGGCUGUGCAGCGCUUCCUGGCCCUGCUGCACCGCUCCUGGCACCGGCUGCGCGGGGAGGUGCCGUCACCCGUGUCCGGGGAGGAGGUGCUGCCGUUGCUGGCUGUGCUGCUGCUCCGUGGAUUGCCCCAUCUCACCCCCCAGCUGUUUGUCAGCCUGUCGCAGUUCAUCCCCUUCCUGGCCGUGUCUGACAUCGCGAGGCUUCCGCCGGCCCUCCUGGCCAACGAGAGCUUCCUCGCCGCCCUGCGGACUCACAGCGCCCACCUGACGCGGGGGCAGAAGGCCGCCUUUGCCAGGCGCCUGCUGCAGGCCCCCUUCCUCGGGGCCGUGCCCACGUGGCCCCUCGGCUUCCUUCGUGCCGUCCUGCCGCUGCUGCCCCACUUGCCGCUGCGCUGCUUCCUGCAGCUCACGCCCCAGCAGAUCUGGGGGCUGGGGGAUGGCUGGCAGCUGCUGCGGCUGGGGCUGGUGCAGGGCCGCCAUGUAGCAGGCAGCCUGGCAAACAGGAGCCAUGCAGCUGGCCCCGAGCCUGGGCAGAGGCUGGGGGCCCUUGCCUGCUUCUUGAGCCCCGAGGACCUGCAGGACCUGGCAUGGCUGCGGGACCCCCGGGGGGCAGUGGAGCAGAGCCUGCUGGCGUGUGCAGCCGCAGGGACCCUACAGCAGCACGGGCGGGUCAUGCUCGCCCUGGCAGACUUGCUGCGCUCCACCAGCCUGGCCACGGUGAGCCCUGGGGAGCUGCCAGCAUGGAGGGGCAUCCUCCCUGAGAUGGGAGUGGGCUUCCUGCAGCGCCUGUCAGCUGCCCAGCUGAAUGCCCUCCUGCCCCAGCUGCAGCCAAUGCAGCUGACGCGUGCCCAGGCAUCCUUCCUGCUCGCAUGGGCUGUCCAGAGGGACAAUGUGACAGUGGGGGAAGCAGCCAGGCUGUGUCCCCUCCUGCCAGGCCUGGGGCCCACGUUGCUGGCAGCCGUCCUGGCCCCUCUCCGGGUCCAAGGCUGCGCAUGCCUGGGGCCAGCCCUACCCCUGCUCUCAGCGGCGCAGACGGCAUCCCUGCUGCAGGCUCUGCAGCCCCCGGACGGCUGGCCCCACUGCCUCCUGCCCCUGCUGCCCCUCCAGCUCCUGCGUCGUGGUGCCCAGGCUUUGCGGGGGGCUCUGUGGGACCUGAACCUGCCUUGGUCCCCGCAGCAGGCCCAGCUCCUCUGGAGGGAGGUGGGAGCCAGCACUAACCGCAGCCACCACACUGCUGGUGCCCUGGGCUCGCUGGUGGUGGGCAUGAGCUGCGUGGCGCUGCAGGAGCUGGGCCGGGAGGAUUUCCUGGGGGCUCUCCGGACCCUCUAUGUGCAGCCUCGCUCCCUGCCUGCCAGCCUGGUAAGGAGGAGGCUCCGCAACCCCUGUGGCUCGCAGGCAGCCUGUCCCUGUCCUGCACUCAAAGCAUGGUGUCCCCAGAGGCGCUGCGUGCAGGAGGAGGUGCUCAGGCGUCCUGCGCUCUCCGAGGAGGAGAUGGCACGGCUGGGACCUCGGUUCCUCAUGGAGUUGCCGGCAAAGCUGGUGGAUAUGCUGCCUGAUGCCAUGAUGCGGCUGGUUCUGGACCAUGCAAUCCGCCAGCCCCGCAGCCUGCUGGCCCUGCCGGCUACCCGCCGGGCAGCCCUGGCCCGUGGGGCCCUGCGCUCCCUGCGGCUCCCAGCAGGGACAGAGCUGGGUGGGGAGGACCUGGACCGGCUGGGCCCCCUGGUGGGGUUCCUGGGCCGGGAGACUGUGGCCCGCGUCCAGCCCCAGAGCCUGCUGCCACGGCUGGGGGACCUGCAGGACACCUGCCUGGCCGCGGAGGUGGGCGCCGAGCUGGGGCGGCUGCUGCUGUCGGAGCAGGCGCUGGGGACACCGCCAGGCUGGCGCCUGCCCACCCUGCAGCAGCUGGGGCGCCUGGUCUUCCUGCUGCCCCUCGAGAGCCUGCGUGCCAUCCCCCGGGACUUGCUGAGCAGAGACACGGUGGAGCAGCUGCUGCAGAGCCAGCGGGACUGGGAGCAGAGUGAGCUGGGACACCUCUGCCACCCCCCUGGCACCCUGGGUGAGGGCCCCAACCCGCAGGAAGUGCUGGUGGCCCCGCUGGUGACAGCUGCCGGGCCAGGGGAGCGAGGUGAGACCGUACACUCCCCCCCCCAGCCCUGUCCCCGCUCUGCACCUCCUGUCCCUGGUGCUCUCGCAUGCCCUGCCCACACACUUUGUGCCCCUGCUGCCCAUGUUCCCCAUGCUGUUCCCUCCCUGGGCUGGCCCUAUGUCCCCAGUGCCCAGUGUCCCCAUGCCGACUCCUCCCCGGGUGGUGUGUCCCCCUCGUGCUGGGGCCAGCCCGCUCAGGCCAGCUCUGCAGCCCCCGUGCCCAGCUGUGCCGACAUGCGUGCCACCUUCCCUGCGGUGUGGAGCGCAGCCCAGCUGGCCGCCAUGGCCCCCCAGCAGCUGGAGGGCUGCCUGGGGCUGCUCAGCCAGGACACGGCGCUGCGCCCCGACCAGCUCCGGGCUGCCCUGGGCCAGGCCCGGCGGCUGUGGGGCAGCACCGGGGCGCUGGAGCCAGCCCAGACCCUGCGCCUGGGCCGGCUGGCCACCCAGCUGGGCGAGCCGGAGCUGCGGGAGCUGCUGCUUCCUGACUGGGGGGCCCUCUCUGCCCUGGGGGAGCUGGACAGCUGGUCACCCGAGCAGAUGCGGGCCGUGGUGUCCGCCUUCCUGCGGCAGCGUGGGGUGAGCGCCCGGGACCUGGGGCUGCCUGAGCUGGUGGCACUGGGGCACCUGAUCUGUGGGCUGUCAGCGGCUGAGCUGCGGGGCCUGGACAGCCGGGAGCUCAGCAAAGCUGCUCCUUUCCUGGGCUCGCUGAGCCUGCGCUGCACGGAGCAGCAGGCGGAGGUGCUGGCCGCCUGCCUGACCUCCAGUGCUGCCUUUGGCCCGGCCGCGACCUGGGGACCCGAAAUCUUCGCAGAGGUCGGGACGCUGGCAGCUGGGCUCCCCGACAUCGUCCUCUCUGCGCUGGUCCCUGAGCAGAUCUGGGCCCUCACGCCCCGGGCCAUCGCUGCUGUCCCGGCACCCAAGUUCGCAGUGGUGUUUGGCCCAGCUCAGCUGCGCACCUUCUCCAGCACCCAGGCCGCGGCUGUCACCCUGGGGCAGCGCCAGUGGCUCAGCAGCGCCCAGCGCCAGGCCCUGGCCAGCGCUCAGCGUGAGGGACAGGCUGCCCAGGACGGCCAAGGCAGGAGUGGAGCCAGGCCCCAGUCUGGCUUCAGCUUGGUUCUCCUCCUCUGCCUGACCCGCUGCUUUCUGUGAGCGUCCCAGUAAUAAACUUGUGAAGGGCAUAA
This is a messenger RNA of Aquila chrysaetos chrysaetos, 6689 nucleotides long. It is a transcript of the gene STRC, whose product is annotated as stereocilin. Lineage: Eukaryota; Metazoa; Chordata; Aves; Accipitriformes; Accipitridae. The coding region runs from base 1 to 6657 and encodes 2218 amino acids. Gene Ontology annotation, biological process: cell-matrix adhesion. The record is from RefSeq and is a predicted model, not a curated record. The transcript is spliced from 25 exons. Gene Ontology annotation, cellular component: kinocilium; cell surface; stereocilium tip.